This is a messenger RNA of Salvia miltiorrhiza (redroot sage), 932 nucleotides long. RefSeq lists its product as uncharacterized. The transcript is spliced from 2 exons. The coding region runs from base 334 to 759 and encodes 141 amino acids. Lineage: Eukaryota; Viridiplantae; Streptophyta; Magnoliopsida; Lamiales; Lamiaceae. The record is from RefSeq and is a predicted model, not a curated record.
UGGAGACGUUACUUUCGAGUCUCAAACAGAAACAGAGCAUAGCUGCCAUUUUCAAGAUUACUCCCUUUUCUUCUUUAUUUAAAAAGCCAACUCCUCUCUCUCUCUCUCUCUCAUCUCCCAAAUCCCAAAGCCCUCUAUUUUUCAACCUCCGGCGACCUUUUCCCUGUCUCUCUCUAGAAGAACGAGAGAGAAUCUUGUUGACUACUAGUGGAAGUAGUCGUGCUUUGAUGGCACGACAAAACCCUCGAAAAAGCUUUCCCCUUCUUUCCAAACUGCCAUAACUGCCUCAUUCAACCUCCAUAACCAUUCUGCAACCAAAUAGUUCAACCAUUAAUGGGCGUGGUAGAAGAGGAAUGGGGCGGUUGGGCGCCGGCGCCCAGCGGCGCCCCGCUCUACAUUCAGAAAGACGAUCACUGGACGCACUUCGACAACUCAGUCAAUGCGGUGUCGUUUGGGUUCGUCGCUACCGCCAUUCUCAUCUCCAUGUUUCUCGUCAUGGCUAUAUUCGAGAAGUUUCUCAGAACCACCGCGCCGGCCGAUGUCCGCCGCCGCCACUCAGACAUUGAGGCCCACAACCAUAUCGCUGCCUUCAAUGCUAAGCUCGCCUACCCAUCAUCUCCUAAAAUAUGUGUAAAUGCAAGAGAAGUAUCGGUGGUGAUGCCCGGCAACAAGAUCCCGACCUUCAUCGCACAUCCUGCUCCGGUGCCGUGCCCACCGGAACGAGUGCAGUGGCCGCCACAUCAACAUCAACUGCAGUGAUUCUACCAUUGAAAUGGUAUCAGAGUUUUUGUAUAUGUCUACUCUCAUCUCUUGCACCAUAUUUUCAUCACCUCUCACUCUCUAUGUAUCAUACUAUCACGUACCACUUGGAUUUUUGAUGUCAACAUACUAUUAUCUUCCAUAAAUAACUGAAAUGGGUUGGAUCAUCAUCA